Molecule: messenger RNA, 4363 nt
Organism: Asterias rubens (European starfish)
Lineage: Eukaryota; Metazoa; Echinodermata; Asteroidea; Forcipulatida; Asteriidae
Product: ankycorbin-like
Exons: 10
Coding region: 477-3053 (858 amino acids)
Biological process (GO): protein phosphorylation
Molecular function (GO): protein binding; ATP binding; protein kinase activity
Source: RefSeq, a predicted model, not a curated record
AGUCUCAAAGUACAUGUUUGCAGUGGGAUGACUGACUGUACAGGGCAAUUUUAGGAAGGAUCCGGAACUUGUAGACUCUACAGCUUCUGUGCUGUUUGCAAGUAUGGAGUGACCUGCAUUUCAAUAUGUACCAUAAACGGACAUGUCAAGUGUCGCUUGCAAAAACCUGUACAAAUUGUGACAUAAGGUAGCUUUUGAUGGUGACGGAAGUUUGAAUGCUCCAUGUGUAAUAGGAAUAGACCCACCUAGCUAUGGAUUUUUUUAGUUAUGGUGUUUGAUGAGAGCAGAACCUUAAAAGUUUAACAGUUCAGAGAGCUAUUUUUCUUCUUUUUGCUGGAUAUGGUCUGGAAGAUGAUAAGCUUUGGAGUUUAGCAAGUGUCUUUGACUGGGGACAAGCUGUUGUCUCAAUGAUUGAAAGGCUCACAUCAUCUCCAGCGGGACGAGGAGUCGAGAACACCAGGUCGUAGGUCAGAAAGAUGGCAGAGAUCAUCCUCGCUGCUAAGCAUGGAUUGUACAACCGCGUUCUAGCUGAGCUUCGAGAGGGCACCCCAGUUGACAUACAGGAUAUCGAGGGUGGAACACCUUUGUACUGGUCAGCUUGCGGUGGUCACUCAGAUAUUUGCCGGUUGCUUCUCAGCAAGGGGGCUAACCCUAAUCUGGCAGUGCAAUGGGGAUCAUCGCCACUUCAUGCUGCAGCCGACCGUGGAAAAACGGAGUGCAUAAAGUACCUCAUAAGAUAUGGUGCCAACAUAAGUGCACAAAACAACAACGGUGACACACCGCUUCAUCUUGCCUCUUUCCGCGGGCACAGUGACGCUUGCAUCAUCCUCCUGACUCACGGGGCAGACCAGACCAUUCUCAACAAUAAUGGGAAGACAUCUCAACAGGAAGCUCAAGGGGCACAGCAUAAGGACAUUACCAAGAUACUCACAGAGAAGAAAACUGCUCAACGAGCCUCAUCGUUCCCUCUCACAACAGCAAACCGGGAAGUCCUGAUGCCAAAGCAGUAUUUACGAGCAAGUGACAGUGAUGAUGCACUACUUAGAACAGACAAGAAGACAAGCCUGAGACACAACCUCCUCGCAUCAUCUCUUGAGAAACGGGAAGUGGAGUUGAGGGAGAGACCUGGUACCAGACAAAUUCCCAUGGCUCUGAACCAGCUAUCCGAUACAACAUCCAGGGAAACCUUCCACCAUCACCACCGACCUUUCUCUGACCCGACACCAGCAUUUCUUGGCGGACGGCCAAAUAUUGCGGACUUCUCCGACCCAACCAAAGAGAUCAAUAUAAUGUCGGAUGAGAUUGACUUUCAUCGCAAGCAGGAUGAGACGGAGCGUGAUCAGUUCCUUGGGGCUAUCGAUGGUCUCCAACUCAAGGUAGCUCUGUUGACGUCUCAAAAAGAGGCGUUAGAAGCGAAGCUGCAAGGGGGUAGCAGCAGCCCGACCCAGGAUAUGGUCGUGACAGAAAGAAGGAACUCUGACACGAGAGGGCGCCAGUUGUCAAAUGAACUCUUUCUGUUGAAAGAGUCGCCAUUGGUGAAUCGGAAAAGGUCCUCGAUUGGCUCAUCCACAGAUGUGUCAUCUCUGUUGACAUCAGUGGGGACCUCGAGUCAUAAAGAUCAGAGUCCGGAAGGCUCUCUGACUAAAAGCAUCUGCUCCUUCAUGGAGAAGCCGUACCUGUGUCAAAGCACCAUGAUACAUCAAGUUUUUUCUCAUCUUCAAAAUGACAAGACUGUGUUUCAAACUCUAAAGGCCUCGACCAAUCAGAGACUCUAUGAACUACGGCUAAGCCUGAACGAAAGGAACGAUGUGUUUUCAUUGGAUGAGAAAGGGAAAGAGUGGUUGUUGAAUGAGGACUAUCAGAUCAUUGAGGGUAGGCCAGUGGACAGAGAGUUGAAGCAGUCCGAGGAUGGACUGAUCUCUCAAAUUUGCGUUCGGAUUCUUCAUAAAAAGCAAACAUACGUCAUAAAGGUCUUGAUGAACCACAGAAGGUCUCCCAAACCAUCAGGACACAAGUGCCCUGGAGAUUCCCUAGGAACUGAAUUCAACAUUCUACAAUCUCUUAGUGACAACCCUCACUUGAACAUCACGAGGAUGUACCACAAUUUCGAAAUCCAGACUUCAGAACUGAAUAACUUCUCCGAUGUCUCUAAGUUCUUGGACGGCACCCUCUACAGUCAGUUGGCAGACAAAACUGCAAUGGUUGUGUUUCCGGACUACUGUACGACGUUGUCUCAUUUGGUAUCGAACUAUCGAGCAGACAGAACAUUGACGUAUGGAUCCAUACGUUCUCCAAGUGAAUUGUUUGUGCUGCGACUGCUGCUGCAGUUACUCGAAGCUCUCUCAUACCUUCAAAUUAAUGGAAUAGCCCACAGGGAUAUUAACUCAAGGGCCAUUGUUGUGGACUGGAACUUAAGACUCGUCCUGGGGGAGUUUGGAUAUGCGAGGAGAUUGCGGAAUGAUGAAGGACAAGGGAUUCCGUUUGUGGAGAAGAGUCAGAUUGGUGCUGGUAACCCGCUGGCCUGGUCACCGGAGUUGCUUCAAUAUUCAGUCAACGGACCGCCAAAGUCAUGGCAGAAAGAUCUAACACUUCUAGAUGUCUAUGAGAGUUCAGACCUCUACAGCACGGCGGCCAUGUUGUGUUGCCUUUUUAAUAGGUUGCCAGACGGAGAACAGUCUCCUCCAUCACCUGGGAUGAUCGCAAAGUGUCUACCUACAAUCUCUCUGGAGGUGCCAGGGUUUCUGUCUAAGGAGGGGAAGGCAUUGUUUGGACGUAUGCUGAAGGAUAACCCUGCGAAUAGACCUACUCUGAGGGAGGCCAUACUAAGAACUGGCAUGAUGCUGUAUGGCCCCGAACCAUCAAGUAUCAACUCGCUUACUGAAAUGGAUACAUGGUUGCAGUCUCAACAUUUACGAUUACUAGCAACGCCACCUCAAAGCAAGUCAAGGGAGUUGGAUGAGCUAACGAGAUGUCUGGAUUGGGAGCUUUGCCAUGGUUACAUGAGCAAUGUGUCAGCUGUUGAGCUAUGGCACCUGUAUAAUGAUCCAAUAUAAAGGAAACUCGAGGCAAAUGUCAUCUUCACUGCUACCGAUAGAGAGAUGUCACCUCUAGAGGGCGUCCGACAAGUGGGAGCUUUGCACUCUAUGGUGAUGUACUGCUCAGUGUGGGCCUACUAAGUGUUGUAGUCGCGACUAUUGAUUGCUUAGUCAAGUCACGACUACUGUUUUUCAACUUGUCGGUUAAUCGUGCCGCUUAGCCAUGAUUACCUGCCUGGCCUUCUUUCCCUCGACUACCUGCUCGGUGAACCAAUUGUGACACUCACGACUAAUCACGACAACAUAAUUUACUUACGAAACACAAUCAGUGACACGAUCCUUCAAUCCUUUCAGCGUGAAUUCUACUAUAUUGCCCCUGCAGCAAACAUUAUGGUAGAAUGUUAUUGGAAAGGGUAAACAAGGAACUGCUUUUUGCAUUAUUGCAUUGUGCUUCAUGGUGGUUCUUGCGAGACAUACUUAUCACAUGCGUAAUCCAUGUUGGUGGGGUUCCAAUUUGCUUCUUACCGUUGCCCUGAGAAACCUGCUCAAAUGAGCAAGUUUCAGUGUGCACCAUGGUUAACUAAAGGUUGACCAUUUUUACUCGAACCCCGGGCUGGUCGACCUUUGGUUUACUUUACUACCGUAUUGUGGUCGACCAAACUCAUGAUGGUUUCUUAACUGGUCCCAGUUGCCUUUUCCACGCUAGCAUGUGUAAAGCGCAGAGGGGAACCAGUAACACUUUAGCGAAAUAGGAAGGCAAGGGAGUGUUAGAGGAAAAAAAAAAUCAAUUUUGCAUUAUAUUUAACGGUGAAUCUUUUCAGGGAGGUGGUGAUAAAGGUAGCCACAUGUAGGCAGGACCCCUCGUAUUUAAAUUGCCAUCAUCUGGAAAACCUACUCCAAGUCUUUCACAAGUUAAUCAGGACUGUUGGACAUGUACCUCUUUUUGUUUUACAUGAUAAGUACCUCAAAAUAAACAUUGAGGCCAAAGAUGUUCACGCCAGGUAAACUCAUGACUGAAGAAUGCUUAUGUUCUUGUGUUUUCCAUUCAAAUAUAAUACCUCACUCUGUUAUAUCUUUAAAAAGAAAAAAUAUGUUCGAAUGUUGACCAUGAAUCUGCAUGAAACUUUUCUGCAUGAAGCGUUCCAAACAAGGUUUUUCUCAUUUUGAUUCAGGUCUUGUAAAAUAAUUGCUUGUCUAAUUGCUUGAAAGCAAACUGUUGUGCUAACUGUUGCUCAAAAGUGUAUCUGAUAGACCUUACAGCACAUUUUGCACUCAUCUGCUUGCAAGAACCCCUAGGAAGUUAGCUUGCCCUUUGCUUUGGUUACGCC